This is a messenger RNA of Myxocyprinus asiaticus (Chinese sucker), 3006 nucleotides long. RefSeq names its product baculoviral IAP repeat-containing protein 2-like. Gene Ontology annotation, cellular component: spindle microtubule; nucleus; cytoplasm. The record is from RefSeq and is a predicted model, not a curated record. NCBI's taxonomy places the organism in Eukaryota, Metazoa, Chordata, Actinopteri, Cypriniformes, Catostomidae. Gene Ontology annotation, biological process: regulation of apoptotic process; regulation of cell cycle. The transcript is spliced from 9 exons. Bases 939 to 2819 code for a protein of 626 amino acids.
GACAUAGUGUUUAUGUGCUAGAGUUAAACGGAAAAAUAUUAUGUCGACAAUUUUAGCGAUAAUUUGUGUUUCCAUCAGCUUAAUUUUGAUGCGCUAAAACUUUUUUCGCAAAAAAUCCUUGGAUGGAAACAUAGUUAUGAAAACAUCCGUUUAUAAUUCACCAAUAUACACUACGCACAGGAUUAAUCCAUGACGUCAUCACGCUACAGUUUGCAACGAGGAGCCAUUCAGAAGAAAGGACAUUUUGUGCCGUUGAGUAUAAUCCUUUUAUUAAUCAUAGCAACGGUUGCUGCAUCAUAGGGGAAGGAAGCACACUCCUGUCACAUCAAUCUUUUAUCUAUUUAAGAGUUUAUAUCAGUUUCUUUAUACAAUCAUGUAUUCUGUCAUGGAAGACUAGACACCAGUUAUGGGGUGUCCAGCAGAGAGAGAGGCUUGAAUGGGGACACCCUGUGAUCACAUUUUAAUUAUGUUAAUUUGGAAUAUAUUUUACCGUUCAGAAUUACUUUUCACUUAAAUAUGUGUUGUUGUCAGUAUAGUCUCUGUUUAUUCCAUUGCGAUCCUGGGUGAGUUAGAGGUGCAGCCAUGGAGGAAUGUUCAUCUUAUAAGCAAGUUCAUCAAGUUCACAACUGUUUGUUUGGUGUGGCAUGUGCUGUGCAUCAGUUUAUUGGUUGUCUGUUUAUUUUCAUAGAGUUUUGGUUCAGUGCUAGUGAAGAAAUCCAACUUUUGUCCACUGUGGUGUAACCCAGUCAUUACAUUGAUAGGGCAUGAUUUCCCAAGAGGGGCUUGGAAUUUUUGUGUGACCUAGAAUAAAUCAUGUAAAAUCUCGUGCUUAGUUUGUUUUGCUUAAUUUCUCACAAUUCUUGCUCAGCACUCACACAGGGUGUUACAAUCAAGCCUUUCUCUCUACUGGACAUUCCCUUUUCCUCUAUCUAUUUUUCAUGGAAAUUCUACAAAACAGUGCUUUCCUGAGGGGGUUGUGUAGGAAUAGCUCCCCUGCAGAUUUACAGUAUGAUAAUUCCUCUGAACUCUUUCGUAUAUCUACAUAUGCCAAGUUCCCCACUACUGCAGCUGUGACCGAGAGGAGCCUGGCCCGUGCAGGGUUUUAUUACACUGGAGUCGGGGAUCGCGUUCAGUGUUUCCGCUGCAAUGUGACUGCUGAGAACUGGCAGUCCGGUGACUGCCCUGCCGAAAAACACAAACAGCUGUCUCCAAACUGCAGCUUCAUCCAGAGUUUACCUGCCACCGCAAACCUUCUGUCAUCCUCCCACUCUGCCUUUUCACCGCUUCGCAAUGUAGCGGUCUUGCAGCUCUCUGCUCCUGCAGGAGCAUUAACUACCACUGCCUCGUCAUCAGGCCAGACCGAGGAGCAGGGUGGUUACCUUAACAUGGGAUUCAGCAACCUGGCCCCUUCCAGUCCCAUUGCCUCCCGUGGAGUGGAGGAUAUGUCUCACCAACGACCUCCAGCUUGUCACAAUCCUGGUAUGCGCCGGGAACAAGAACGACUUGAUACCUUUCAGAAUUGGACUCUUGCUACAGUAACUCCAGCUGAGCUGGCCAAAGCUGGUUUCUACCAUCUUGGCCAGGGUGAUAGGGUGGCUUGCUUCAGUUGCGGAGGCCAGCUUAGCAAUUGGGAACCAGGAGACAGGGCAGUAACAGAGCACCAGAGGCAUUACCCCAACUGCCGCUUUGUCCGAGGUGAUCGCGCAGAUAAUUUACCUAUAUCUGGUAGCGGCCUUUCCAAUGUAUCGAAUUCGGCAAUGCAACAGUGUGAAGAAAGGUUACUCACAUUUAUCAAUUGGCCCUCAAGAAUACCUGUUCGACCAGACCAGUUGGCUAAAGCUGGCUUUUACUAUGUUGGUCGCAAUGAUGAUGUAAAGUGUUUUUGUUGUGAUGGUGGACUCAGAUGCUGGGAGUCAGGGGAUGAUCCUUGGGUGGAACAUGCUAAGUGGUUUCCAAGAUGUGAGUACCUUUUGCAAGAGAAGGGCCAAGAGUUUGUUCAUCAGAUUCAAGCCCGAUUUCCAAGACUAUUUGAACAGCUCUUGACUAAUGGAGAUAGCAACUCAAGAGAAUUUGUUGAUCCACCUGUUGUGCACUUGGGUCCUGGCGAGGACCGUUCAGAAGAUGCAGUGAUGAUGAAUAAUCCUGUGGUGAAGUCAGCCUUAGAAAUGGGAUUUGAGCGUGGCCUGGUGAAGCAAACUGUCCAGAGCAAAAUUCUCACAAGUGGAGAGAAUUACAAAACCGUUCAAGAGCUAGUGUCUGAUUUACUAAGUGCAGAGGAUGAGAAGAGAGAGGAGGAGAAGGAGCUCCUUGCUGAAGAAAUGGCCUCAGAUGGUUUUACUUUCCUUAAGAAACAUCAUGCUGCCUUGGCACAACGUCUAAAAACUGUUCAGAGCUUAAUGGAUCAUCUUCUUGAGGAGAAUGUAAUUUCACAGAAAGAGUAUGACACCAUACGUAACUGUACUACAGUCAAGCAGCAGACUGGGCAGCUCAUUGAUUUAGUCCUGUCAAAAGGGAACGCAGCAGCAGAGGUUUUCCGCAACUGGAUUAAGAAGAAUGAUGUGUACCUGUUAAGAGAACUUAUGGCCCAGGCAAAUGAAGCUGCAUCACCGAGUCAAGAUCUUUCAGAUUUACCUAUGGAGGAACAGUUGAGAAGACUACAAGAAGAGCGCACCUGCAAAGUGUGCAUGGACAAGGAGGUCAACAUUGUGUUCAUUCCCUGUGGUCACUUAGUGGUGUGUAAAGAAUGUGCGCCUUCACUGCGCAGAUGUCCAAUAUGUAGAGGAUUGGUGAAAGGCACUGUCCGUACUUUCCUAUCAUAAAAUGAAUAGCAACAGUAUCCUUCUAGAAACUAAUUAAAAAAGUUAUUUAAUUUAUGCUUAUUUUAUCCUAUAUUUAAAAGUUAAAAGAAAUUCACAUCUAUUAAAUGUGGAGGACAACUUAAACAAGCCAAAGGAAUUUUCUCUCUGGAUUUCAAUAAAGCCUUCUUUAAUAAAGAAUGAAACAUCA